Messenger RNA from Drosophila takahashii, 765 nucleotides. RefSeq names its product vitellogenin-1. The record is from RefSeq and is a predicted model, not a curated record. NCBI's taxonomy places the organism in Eukaryota, Metazoa, Arthropoda, Insecta, Diptera, Drosophilidae.
AUGGGUUGUUGUGCGAGCAGUUUGAAACUCAAGGAGCUGAAUCUCAACAGCAGCAUCUACUUGGCAGCUGGAGGAAGUGGAAGUCGCUCUCAAAAGCGGUUAUAUAGCAGCCGGAACAGCAGUGGAGUGGGCAGCAGCUCCUCGUCAUCCUCAACCUCAUCAUCUUCGAACUCAAAUCGCAGCAUUUGGAGCCGAUCCAGCCAACCGAUUUGCGAUGACUUUGCCGAGCAGCCUGCGGCUCAACUGGAGCGAUCCUGCGGCUAUCACACCUGCAGCAGUGCCAAUUCCUCACCCAGAAAGAGUCACCAGGAGGAGGAGGAAGAGGAGGAGGUACUGAUGCGCACCCAGGACAUGAGCGACUCCAACUCCAAUUCGAACUCCUUGCCAUCGCAAGGAAACCUCGAGUGGGAAAUGUACAUGAUGCAGCAGGCCCAGCGCAUCAUGCCCAAGACCUCGUCUCCAAUUAGCCAAAGGAGGGGCAUGGCUCACCUACCCCCUCCAUCAUCCUAUCAAAAGUGGAGAAACUACCUCCAAUCCACGCCCGCUCACAUGCUGCACAAUGUCACCCACAUACCAGAGGCCAUUGCCGGCCACUUUUGCCCCACCGGCUUUCCGGGCUUCAGCGAUCUGGAGGAAAUGGAGAGUGCGGCCAAGCGAUACAAGGUGGAUCAGGAUAUGGAUCGGGAUAUGGAGGAGAAUGAACCGCUGUACACCACCUACCAACUGCUGGCCGGCCACACGCACACCAUAUCCACAGAUCUAUAA